AUGACGGCGCUCGACCGGCUCGUGGAUCUCCACCAGAAGCUGUUGAAGUACGAACAUGCAGCGGAGACUGAAGAGCUGGAGAGUGCCCUCAAGUCUCUCUCGCUCUCAGAGUUAGAGGCGCAAGGCGUGGUUCUUCCCCGCCUCGUGGUUCACCAGGUGCGGAGUGGGCUCUACUCCCGCACGCUUGUCGACUUCUGCACGCGGCGCGCCUCGCAAGCUUUCCAGGAGCGCCAGAAAAAGGCUGGUCCUGCCGACGCUGAAGAUGGCGCCGCGUCGGAUGCGUCUCUUCUUCCUCCCCAGCACCGCUUCACGCCCGGAGACAUCGUGGGUCUUUUCGACGAAGUGCAUGCGCUGCAGGCGGCUGGAAGCAAGGGCGCUCUCGCCUCGGGGGUUGUGCACAAGGUUCGUGCGCAGGUCAUUUCCAUCGCCUUCGAAGACGACGACUGGGUGAGCAGUUCUGACAAGGCAAACCGUGGGGCGAGUGGCGGAAAGGGAAGAGAAGACGAAGGCCGCAGCAGCUUCCACCUCGCCCUCAUCUCCAGCAGCGUGACGAUCGAGCGGCAGCUGAAAGCUCUCGACCGCCUCAAGAACUACGCGCCGAACGGGCCUGCCCAGACGCUGCUCAAUCUCUGCUUCGGCUUUCAACAGCCCCAGCCGCUGGCUCCCGCGCCUCAGCAAGACACGGGCGCUUCCGACCCCGCAGCCGGGUCGUCAGAAUGUGCAGACGGCCUCCAAACGAGCGACUUCGCCGCUGGCUCUCAUUCUCUCCCUUCUGUGUCUCUCGAUCUAUCGCGAUGUGGCGACUUCCCGUGGUUCUGCCCCACGCUGACUGUCUCCCAGAAGCGCGCAGUCCUGCUGGGCCUUCGCUCGCGGGACCUCGCCCUCAUUCAUGGCCCGCCCGGCACAGGCAAGUCGACCGCGCUCUUGGAGCUUCUGUUGCAGCUGGCGAGUCGCGGCUGCCGCGUCCUCGCAUGCGCGCCGAGCAACGUGGCCGUGGACAACCUUCUCGAGCGAAUCGCCGCUUUCGCCGAGCCGAGCGCAACGCCAUCAGCCUCGGGGGCGGCGCUGCGCCUCGCUUCGAGGCUAAGAAAGUGCGUGCGCCUUGGGCACCCCGCCCGCGUCGACGAAAACUUGGCGCGGUUCUGCCUGGAGAGUCAGCUGCAGAGGAGCGAAGGCGCGGCGUUGUCGCGUGAGAUUCGGCGAGAACUGGACCUCAAUUUAGAGAUGUUGAAGGACCGCAAGAAGCUGGAGAGGCACGUGGAGCGCAGACGCGUCGAAACGGCGGGCGAGGCGAGUGCGAACGACGAUGGCGCGCGCCCCGGCGCCUCGCGGAGUGCGUGGAGUCUGGCGAAGCGCGAACUGCGAGAAGAGAUCCGGACCUUGAGGAAAGAACUGCGGGCCUUCGAGCGAAAAGCAGUCGAGGAAGUCUUGGAGCAGUGCCCCAUCGUCUUCGCGACCUGCGCCGGCGCAGACGACGAGACUCUCCGACAGUUCUUCGGAAACGGGGACACAAGUGCUAGCCAGCCUGGUCGGAAUGGGUUCGACGUCGUUGUCAUCGACGAAGCUGCUCAGGCAAGUUCAGGCUUUUUUUCCCUCACCUCCCCUCUUCCCUUCCCCGUCGUGUGUGCGGUCCUUUCCGAUCGCGUCGCUCCUGCUCUGGAAGCAGUCUGCUGGAUUCCCUUGCUGUACGGACACCGGGCCGUCCUGGCGGGCGAUCACUGUCAGCUCGCCCCCACGAUCAAGAGCCGCGCGGCGGAGCGGGGCGGCCUGGGCAUCACGCUCUUUGAGCGGCAAAUGCAGGCGGCCCACGGGUCUCGCAUCUCGCAGCUGCUCGACACACAGUUCCGCAUGCACCGCACCAUCAUGGACUGGAGCAACGAACAGUUCUACAAGGGGGAGCUUCGGGCGGACGAGUCCGUCGCUUCGCGGCUCCUCGAGGACAAGUAUCCCCGGCUGAGAGACGAGACCUCGGGAAAGCGACCACCCGAAGGGGAAGUCCCGAGCGCUUCCGUCGCGCCCCCGUUCCUCUGGAUUGACACGGCCGGUGUCUCCUGGCUCGAGGAAGACGGCCAAGAGGACCCGAGCCUGCUGCGGAACGGUCCGGUCUCCGCCCGCGUGCAUGCGUCGAAAAGCAACCGGGGCGAGGCGGCGCUCCUCGUGAAGCGCCUGCAGGAGCUCGUGUGGAACUUUGGCGUGGACGCGGAAGACAUUUGCGUCAUCACGCCCUACCGGCAACAGGUACAGGUUCUGCGGCAGUUCUUGCGCGAGGCCGCAGACGCGGAGCCUUCACCUGCGUCUGUGGCGGGGGCCAGGGGCGAAGAAGCUGAACGCGAGACGCGCCGACUGCGGCAGAGCUUCGCGCGAAUCCCCGUCAACACAGUGGACGGCUUCCAGGGGAAAGAAGGCGAAGUUGUCGCCAUUUCGCUGGUGCGCAGCAAUCCGCGCCACGAAGUCGGCUUCCUCAAAGACGUGCGCAGACUGAACGUCGCGGUGACGCGCGCAAAACGUCACCUCCUCAUUGUCGGCGACUCCGAGACGAUCGGCGGCCAGGAGGAAGGAGACGCGAGUGAGCCGGAAGCGCCCGACGCGGACCUCCGGACGGAGGAGACACCUGGCCCGGCCGAGGGCGCGCCCCGCUCGAGACGCUCGGCGAGAGAGAUCCUGCGGUCGCUGUUUCAAUAUGCGAGUGAAAAGGGCGAGAUUCGGAGCGCGCUCGAGUUCAUUGAUAUCUCCCAAGUCCCCGGCGCCACAGAGCGAAAACCGAAACAGGCGCGCGAGACGCCGUCGUCGGCCGCAGAAAGAAAAACAGCCGCGAGGACGGACCGCUCCGGGUGGGCGGCUUCAAGCUCGGGACUCGACCCCGCGAAGCCGGGGAAAGGCAUGAGCCGGGCGGCAGCUAAGAAGAAGAAACACGAGCGGAAACUGAAACUAAGGGGGACCGCAGAGGCGGCAGAGGCCAGCGGGGAUGGUGGCGAAGGCCCGAGCCGCCAACGUGGGGUCGGAGACGGCCGCGCAGGGUCGUCGGGGGACUCUGGAGAGGCGCAUUCUCUGGAAGCGAAGUACCGAAGCAUCCUGGUUCAGUUUGUGCAGCGGGCGGAACAGACGGCCCGUCAGUCGCCUGGAGCAUCUCCCUCCUACACGUUUCCUUCCUCGUUGACUGCUUACGAACGCAAAAUUGUGCACGCACUCGCGGUCGAGUUAGGCCUUUCUCACGUGUCUUUGGGGACCGGUGAAGAGAGGCAGGUCGUCGUCAGCGUCCGGCAGCGAAGGGGCGGGGUGCCGGGAACGGCGCAGGCUCGGCACGAGGAGACGAAGGCAGAGGCAGCGGACGCGGAAGGGUGGCGCGAGAGUCCGAGGAGCGGCAGCGAAGGCGAGGCUGCCAGCGUGCGAGAGAGUGAGCGGGGGCGGUGCGGAGAUGGAAGAGAGGAGGGUGGACACGCAGAGGGACCGCUCGAGAAGACGUCGGGACGGCCGCAAGCUUCGCUAGGGAAGAAGAAGAAAGGAGAGGAGGCAGCAAGGCCCGAGAAAGGCAGCGAAGACGAUUUCGACGCACUGCUGGAGAGUCUGUCGAAGGAAGACUGGACUUGCGGCUUCUCGCGGUGUCAAGCGUCGACGAAAGUCUUGGGUCGCACAUGCCCGUUCUGCCGAAAACGUUUCUGCUUCUCUCACUCGAUGCCGGAGAUUCACGGCUGCGGCGACGCCGCAUCGGCUGGCGCGCGAAAGAGCUUCAGGGAAUCCGUGGCGCGCGAGCGAAGACGAGAGGAAGAGAAACGGUCGGGAAGCGGCCUCGCCAGCGGCGCGAACUCCAUCUUUCUUGGCAAGUCCUAUGCAGGCAACGCCUGGGCCCAGUCGCAGGCUCAGCAGAAACUCCGGGACAAGAUCGAGCAGGAGAAAAAGAAGAGAACAGCCAAGAAAAAGGAGGAAGGAAGGAAGUGA
Messenger RNA from Neospora caninum, 3936 nucleotides. RefSeq names its product putative DNA-binding protein. The transcript is spliced from 2 exons. Bases 1 to 3936 code for a protein of 1311 amino acids. Lineage: Eukaryota; Apicomplexa; Conoidasida; Eucoccidiorida; Sarcocystidae. Gene Ontology annotation, molecular function: 5'-3' DNA helicase activity; zinc ion binding; ATP hydrolysis activity. The record is from RefSeq and is a predicted model, not a curated record.